Acipenser ruthenus (sterlet) is the source of this 5862-nucleotide messenger RNA. Its product is annotated as thrombospondin-1-like. The transcript has 23 exons. The record is from RefSeq and is a predicted model, not a curated record. The coding region runs from base 304 to 3819 and encodes 1171 amino acids. Gene Ontology annotation, biological process: negative regulation of angiogenesis; cell adhesion. Gene Ontology annotation, molecular function: calcium ion binding; protein binding. Gene Ontology annotation, cellular component: extracellular region. Lineage: Eukaryota; Metazoa; Chordata; Actinopteri; Acipenseriformes; Acipenseridae.
GUCCUUAUAGUUAGUUUUGAGCAUCAGUCUUUAAGCUCUCCAACAAGGGUAACUGCUUUCAGUCUGAAAGGCUUCAGUGAAGAACUUAUUUCAUUUUUUUUAUUUGUAUUUAUUUAAUAAUUUUUUUAGAAAGAAAGAAAAGGAACUUUUGUAGAACUUUCAGGACUUGGUCAGUGCCCACAGGAUUUUGAACGCUUUUUUUCAAGUGGAUCUAUAUAUCUAUAUCUAUAUCUAUAUAUCUAUAUAGAUAUAUUUGAAUUUCCCCUGGUGUGUGAAUAUCUCCUCUCUGUACAGAGAAUUACAAUGACGUUAUCUGAAGGGCUGUUUUUGCUCCUAAUGCUGGGCAUCUGUGAAGCAAGUCGAGUUGCAGAAACUGGAGAAGACAAUAGUGUAUUUGACCUAUUCGAAGUCAGCCGAGUGGCACGAAAAAACAACGGCGUCGCACUCGUGAAAGGACCAGAUCCAUACAGCCCCGCUUACAAGAUUCUCAACGCGGACCUGAUUCCCCCGGUUCCCGAGACCCCCUUCCGGGACCUGCUAGAUGCCAUUCACGCGGAGAAAGGGUUUCUGUUCCUUGCUACCCUGAAGCAAUCCAAGAGGAGCCGGGGCAGCCUGCUGACCAUUGAGAAGCUCGACGGGUCCGGUCAGGUCUUCGAGAUCGUCUCGAACGGCAAUGCGGGCACCAUGGAUCUGGUUUAUACCAUUGAGGACAAGCAGCACGUCGUGUCGCUGGAAGAUGCGGAGCUAGCGACCGGUAACUGGAAGAACAUCACGCUGUUAGUGCAGGAGGACCGGGUACAGCUGUACGUGGGCUGCGAUGAGAUUGACACAGUCGAGAUGGACGCUUCCAUCCACAGAAUCCUCACCCAGGAGUUGCCUGGCACUGCCCGACUCAGGGUGGGAAAAGGGGCGAUCGAGGACAAGUUCCAGGGGGUGCUACAGAACGUACGCUUUGUGUUUGGAACCACAUUGGAAGCAAUUCUGAGAAACAAAGGAUGCUCCAGAUCUAUCACUGACACUAUCACUUUGGACAACCCUGUUAAUGGAUCCAGCCCGGCUAUCAGAACAGACUACAUCGGGCACAAAACCAAAGACAUUCAGACUGUGUGCGGCUUCUCCUGUGAUGAGCUGGCCAACAUGUUCAAGGAGCUGCAGGGUCUCAGAGUCAUCGUCACCCAGCUGGUGGAUAAAGUGCACAAAGUGACUGAAGAAAAUGAACUCAUCCAGAAAACAAUUCAAAUCCGACCAGGUAUCUGCGUCCACAAUGGCAUCUUCCACAACAACAAGGAGGAGUGGACAGUGGACGGCUGCACCGAAUGCACCUGCCAGAACUCUGCUACAGUGUGCCGUGAGAUCUCCUGCCCCCUCAUGCCCUGUGCCAACGCCACAGUUCCAGACGGAGAGUGUUGCCCUCGCUGCGGCACCCCGAGUGACUCUGCAGAGGACGGCUGGUCCCCUUGGUCUGAAUGGACUCAUUGUUCAGUGACCUGUGGAAGAGGUAUCCAGCAGAGGGGCCGCUCCUGUGAUCGUAUCAGCAGCAGCUGCGAGGGCACCUCCGUGCAGACCCGGGACUGCUACAUCCAGGAAUGCGACAAGAGAUUCAAACAAGACGGACACUGGAGCCACUGGUCCCCGUGGUCGUCCUGCUCAGUUUCCUGCGGCGCUGGAGUCAUUACCCGAAUCCGCCUGUGCAACUCACCCACCCCCCAGAUGGGAGGGAAAGACUGCGUGGGAGAGGGCAGGCAGACCGAGAAGUGUCAGAAAUCACCAUGUCCAAUCAAUGGUAAAUGGGGUCCCUGGUCGAUGUGGGAUACCUGCACCGUCACCUGCGGAGGAGGGGUUCAGAAGCGCAAGCGUCUUUGCAAUAACCCACCCGCUAAGUAUGGGGGCAAAGACUGCAUUGGGGAGCCCAAAGAGUCCCAGCUCUGCAACAAGGACGACUGCCCUGUCGAUGGUUGCCUGUCCAACCCCUGCUUCGCUGGGUCUAAGUGCACCAGCUUCCCCGACGGUUCCUGGAAGUGCGGGCCCUGCCCAACUGGCUACCAAGGCAAUGGAGUUCAGUGCAAAGAUAUUGAUGAGUGUAAAGAGGUGCCCAACGCCUGCUUUGUGUUCAACGACGUCCACAGAUGUGAAAACACAGAUCCUGGAUACAACUGUCUGCCUUGCCCGCCACGCUAUUCUGGGGAGCAGCCCUACGGCCGAGGAGUGGAGGAUGCCACAGCUAAAAAGCAGGUCUGCAAGCCUCGUAACCCCUGCAAUGACGGAACCCACGACUGCAAUGCGAACGCCCGCUGUAUCUACCUGGGGCACUACACAGAGCCCAUGUUCCGCUGUGAGUGCAAGCCCGGCUAUGCUGGGAACGGACACAUCUGCGGAGAGGACACCGACCUGGACGGCUGGCCCAACGAGGAGCUUGUGUGUGUGGAAAACGCCACCUACCACUGCAAGAAGGACAACUGCCCGAACCUUCCCAACUCUGGACAGGAAGAUUACGAUAAGGACGGAACCGGCGAUGCCUGUGAUAGCGACGACGAUAAUGAUAGUGUCCCAGAUGAGAGGGACAACUGCCAGUUCAUCUACAACCCUCGUCAGUAUGACUACGACCGUGACGAUGUUGGUGAUCGCUGUGAUAACUGCCCCUACAACCACAACCCUGACCAGGCUGACACCGACAGCAACGGGGAGGGAGAUGCAUGUGCCGUGGACAUCGACGGAGAUGGUAUUCUGAAUGAGAAGGAUAACUGCCCCUACGUUUACAAUGUUGACCAGAGAGAUACAGAUUUGGACGGUGUGGGAGAUCACUGCGAUAACUGCCCACUGGAGCACAACCCUGACCAGGUGGAUUCUGACUCUGACCGAGUUGGGGACAAGUGUGACAGCAACCAGGACAUUGAUGAAGAUGGACACCAGAACAACCUGGACAAUUGUCCCUACAUCCCCAACGCCAACCAGGCCGACCACGACAAAGACGGGAAGGGUGAUGCCUGCGACCACGAUGAUGACAAUGACGGCAUCCCAGACGACAAAGACAACUGCAGACUGGCUUUCAACCCUGACCAGCUCGACUCUGAUGGAGAUGGACGCGGAGAUAUCUGCAAAGACGACUUUGACCAAGAUAACGUGCCCGAUAUCUACGACGUCUGCCCAGAGAACUUUGAAAUCAGUGAGACCGACUUCCGCAAAUUCCAGAUGGUACCCCUGGACCCCAAGGGAACCUCCCAGAUUGAUCCUAACUGGGUGGUGCGGCAUCAGGGCAAGGAGCUGGUGCAAACCGUCAACUGCGACCCUGGCAUUGCUGUCGGUUUUGAUGAAUUCAACGCAGUGGAUUUCAGCGGCACCUUUUUCAUCAACACCGAGCGAGAUGACGACUACGCUGGCUUCGUGUUUGGCUACCAGUCCAGCGCUCGCUUCUACGUGGUCAUGUGGAAGCAGAUCACACAGACCUACUGGUCCGACUCUCCCACCAAAGCUCAGGGAUACUCAGGGCUGUCCAUUAAGGUGGUCAACUCCACCACCGGUCCAGGGGAGCAUCUGCGUAACGCACUGUGGCAUACGGGCAACACUUCUGGACAGGUGCGCACCUUGUGGCACGACCCUCGCAAUGUUGGCUGGAAAGACUUCACAGCCUACAGAUGGCACCUUACCCACAGGCCAAAGACUGGGCACAUCAGAGUUGUGAUGUACGAGGGCAAGAGAAUAAUGGCAGAUUCUGGAGCCAUCUAUGACAAGACCUAUGCCGGUGGUCGAUUGGGUCUGUUUGUGUUUUCUCAAGAAAUGGUUUACUUCUCAGACCUCAAGUACGAAUGCAGAGAUGCAUAAUCACAGACGAGAGAGACUGUUUGGAUAUUGCACCUUUCUAUAUAAAUAUAUAUAUAUAUAUUUUUCAAAAUGAAUUCUGGGGCCAUUAUUUUCAUUACUUUUCCUGCUGCAAAAGACUUGGGUGGAAUCAGAGCAUGUGACCUGCCUCGAAGUGACGUGACGUUGGGAGAAGCCAGCUGACUGCCAGUAAAACGCUCAGUGUUCUCCCUCGAUCCAGGGGAGCUGAGUCUCCGUCGCUAAGCCCUCCGGACCACCCUCCCGCUACGCCUGGAAACGACUUCACUUUCCGCAGUUCCCCUUGCACUUCAGAACCUGUCUGCUCAUCUGUCUGGAUGGUCCCAAGGAAGGACUCAAGUAUUUUUUAUUAUUUUUAAAGACCAACCACAGAUCUGAUGUGGACUAUUAAAAAAAAAAAAAAAAAAAGGACAAAGUUGUAUAAGUUGUAUGAAGAAAGCAAUAAGACCUUUUAUUUUAGGGUCAGAAACCCUGGGGACUUGAUUGUCAGUGAACGAUGAAUAAAACAUGGAGAGACUGUUGCUAUUGAAAUGUAUAGUUGUGGACUUCAUAUUAACUGAGAAUUGUGUGCUAGCUUUUAUGAGCUUCUUAGCGUGUCUGUACAUGAAAUUAAAAGGACCCCCCCCCCGCCCCAAACUCUCCUGCCUGCCUGCUAACCCCCCCCCUCUUCAACAAACCCAUCUAGGAACAGUUAUGAAUAACCUCAUCAAAGUCAGACCAAACAUCUCUCUUGUUGAAAGAAGCAAGUAAUAGAACCCAGACAUUGCUGUGGCUGACUCAGCCAUAGUGCCAUGGUUGACUGCAGAUGUACAUGUUGCUCAGUGUAGCAAGGGGCGUAUCCUCAGGGUUAAGCCAGACAGCUCUGCUACCCUGUCUGCACAGCAACCAGUGUUAACCCUGCCCCCCCAUGUUGAAGGAGUUUAUAUUAGUUAAUGGUUAAGAAGAUGUGGAACUACAGGGGGCAAAAAAAUAAGAGCAUUAAACAUUUGAAAUUGUUUCAGACACCAGUUUUCAAUGAAGCCCAAUCUGUAAUUUAUUAUUUAUAUUAGAGCGAAGGACACUUUCUUUAUGUGGAGGGGAGUAGGAUAACAGGUGACAGACAGCGAUGUGAGGUUUAUUGCUAGUCUAGUGAGACUGCAGCAUGUAAGAUUGUAAAUAAAGUAAUUAUUUAUUAACAUUGUUCUAUAUUGAUGCUUAGAAUUUUAUUUUUGUCCAGUAGUUGUGUCCUAAUUGUUUUGUUUAAAAAGAGGACCCCCCCAGCCCUGAGUAGAACUGAAAGGGGGCGUCCUCUUUGAGCCUGUCGAAAUGUUUUCAGACAGGCAGCGGGGCCUUUAGUAAUGCGAUGCCUUCAUUCUGCUUAUUCAGAGAAAAGCAAAGAGUGCCUUCUUUUUCACACAUGCCUUUGGCAGUAUGUGUGAAGCCUAUCGUUUCUUUUCUGAAAGUAAAAAUGUAAAAAAACAAAUUUUAAAAAGAAACUGAUAAAGGAACUUUGAUGUACAAAUAUUACCUCAUUAUUAUUGUAUGAUUGAAACAAAAAAAAGAGAGAGAGUACCUUUUGGAUAUAGCAGCAGAACACUUCAAUUUACUUAAAAGCUACUGUAAUACAAAAUGUUGUACAUAGUAAAAAAAAAAAAAAUACAAAAUAUUUUUGCUGAUGAAAGAAACGUAUCCACGAUAACGGCGUUGAAAACUUGGUUGUUUUCUAAUGUUUAGCUUAGAGUAUGCCUUUGCUUUUAAAAAUAAAUUAUUGUUGCUACUUGUAACAGAUAAUUUCAUAAUUGUGUAGAUAUAUGCUAUUUAAAUAAUUUAUCAGGAAACGCUACCCGUAGAGUUAAGCGUUUCUGUCUGUAUAAACCGUUUGCACAGUGACGUGAGGAUGUUUUGCUUAUGAUUAUCUUUUUUUUGGGGGGGUUUCUUUCUAUUUUUUACCAUUAGCGGAUGCUUGUUUGUACACAUUCCUACCAGUUUUUUUACAAAAAAAAGGAAACAAUCUGUAACAUACAAAACAAUAAACAGAACAAAUGUCAA